AUGGGACAGUCCUCUUCUACGCAACGUGACCUACCUAAUACCCGAUACCCGACACACUCUGCAACUCCCAUAGAACGUGGCUCGAACCCGAGGGAUGAAGAUAUGAAUCAUAGACAGACGGUUGAUCACAGCGGCGAGGAUGGCCAUCCAGCGGGGGGCAUGGGCGCACACGGUGAUGGACAAGGCACUACGUCGGAUCAGCCAAACGAACGAUCAGACUCCUGGAGACAAUACAUACGAUCGUCGCGCCCCAUGCGGAGCAUCGAUGAGGACCGCGAGGAGUACGAAAUGCCCUCGCGGGAAAUGCGCAAUGCCGCAUUCGCUCGGAUGACAGCGCGAAGACAAUCGACAAUGUCAAGGCUGGGCUCCAGGCUUCUCCCCAAUUCGGUGAUCCGGGGCCUCCUCAACAGCCAAGAAGAGACACCGGCUGAAGGUCAUGCACAUCGGCAUGGGGGAGUCAAUAGACCUAUCCCAAGGACGGAGAUUGCUCACACCACCGGUCGUUUUAGUCCAUUUGGCUCUAGAGUCACCGUACUUCGUCCCCUCACGGGGGAGCCUGUCGGUCUUUCAGAUGGACCGACACCUACGUAUCGCGACCCUGCAGAUCAAUUACCCAUUCCCGAGCCCACACGAGCUUCCUGGCGCCGCAGUGUCAGACUCAAUCGUAUGCGUCAUUCGAUCUCGUCGCCCAUCUCGCAUAUAUUUGGCCAGCCUCAUACGGGUUUGCACUCAGAUGAUAAUGCAACUGCACCAGACCUGCCCUUUGAUGAGAGAACCAUGGACACUCGAAUGGACUACACAGCACCGCCCCAUGAGCUUGACUCUGUGGAGCCAGCUGUCCAUUCUAGGGAUUCCUUGCCAAGUCUAGGCCCCGGACCACCAAGCCCCACUUUGAUGCGUCGUCUUCCCGGUAUUAUCAGAGCAAGAUCAUCUCGAGUUUUGCGGCGGGAGGAACAAACUCCUCUCUCGAGAGUCCUGCAGCUCGCGGCGGCUGCGAUUGCUGCUCAGCUUUCUGGAACGCCUGGUCCUGCGCUGCCCAACAUCCAAGCAUUAGGAAACGAUGGAAUCGAUGGCUCAUUAGAGAACUUCAUUCAGAGUCUACAGCAUGUUACCUCCGGACAGGGUCAGCCAGCAGCCAACGGCGAGGGUUCAGGCGAUGAUACCACCGAAGCACCUUCGCAACCGGUUAACUUCUUGCGCGUAUUCAGAUUUGCCAACUCAGAUACGCCCCCGGAUUCUGACACCCCUGGGCAGAAUCCACAGGGUGCACAGGGCACACAGGGCGCUCACAAUCACACCACGUCCAAUGACCCAAUGGACGUUGACGAGCCUGGAGAAAGCGAGGGACGAACUGUAACACUUGUGGUUGUUGGAGUUCGAUCGGUCCCUGCUGGGGGCGGAGGAAAUGGCGAACAGCCUGCAGGCCCUGCACCUGGCCUGGACGCAUUGCUUGGGCUUCCAUUUUUACCACCAAGCGGCUUGCCAGUGAACAGACUUCACCGACCUCAACCUCCUCCAGGCGACACCGCUUCCGUGUCGCACAUCCCUCGCCGUCCGGAACAGGCCGGUCCCCGCCCUCCAGGUGGACUCCGUGUUGCUGCAAAUACACCAUCAGAAUUCCUGCGUCCCUCAGCCCCACCCGCCUCUAGACGCAUGUCAGAGCCCCAUUUCCCUCAAUUUGAAAGCCCACCAGGACCUCACCCACCCCCGUCCACGCCAGCGGAACAUGCAGUAUCUACCGGGUCUUCGGGCACCUCCACUCCGAGUCACAGACCGUCGUCUGCUUCUGCGGCGGGCCCAGAUCUUCCAGGCCACACAAUGCAGCCGACAGUGGAAUCCACGCGCGAGCCUCCUGCAUUCAAUCCAGCCCACCAGCGACGCCGAAGCGAUUCUGAAUUUGCUCGGCAUAGGGCACUUGGCUCUGGCUCUGUUCGGCGCAAUGGCAUGGUUGAGCCUGACCAGCCCCCACCCAGUGGAGGUCGCAGUUGGUUGAUAUACGUGGUUGGCACCAAUCUUUCCGAGAAUCACCCUGCACUCACAACUCCAUCCCUCUUCACCGACAACCCGACCUAUGAAGACAUGAUUCUUUUGUCCUCGUUGCUGGGCCCAGCCAAACCCCCCGUGGCAUCUCAAACCGACAUCAAUUCCGCCGGUGGGCUGUUCCGUCUGGUGGAAUAUGGUGGCUCGCUUGUCGCAGAGGCCACGGAAGGCAUCGGAGCUCUUCAGAUCCAAGACGGAGAGCGCUGUCUCAUCUGUCUGAGUGACUACGAAGUGGCCGAGGAAGUCAGAGAGCUUGGCAAAUGCAAGCAUGUCUUCCACAAGGAGUGUAUAGAUCAGUGGUUAACCACGGGGCGAAACUCGUGUCCCCUGUGUCGGGGCGAAGGGGUCCACGAAACCCCGGCUGCUUCUGCUCCAGGUGCCCCAGGCGCCGCAGUGCCAACCCCAGAUCCAGGUCCAGCGGUUGUUUAA
Messenger RNA from Penicillium brevicompactum, 2469 nucleotides. RefSeq names its product RING-H2 finger protein. The record is from RefSeq and is a predicted model, not a curated record. NCBI's taxonomy places the organism in Eukaryota, Fungi, Ascomycota, Eurotiomycetes, Eurotiales, Aspergillaceae. Bases 1 to 2469 code for a protein of 822 amino acids. The transcript has 4 exons. Gene Ontology annotation, biological process: protein ubiquitination. Gene Ontology annotation, molecular function: ubiquitin protein ligase activity.